This is a messenger RNA of Puma concolor (puma), 1359 nucleotides long. Lineage: Eukaryota; Metazoa; Chordata; Mammalia; Carnivora; Felidae. The record is from RefSeq and is a predicted model, not a curated record.
GAACACAGCAAAAGUAUGGAUAUGGGAAAUCAACAUCCAUCCAUCAGUAGGCUUCAGGAAAUCCAAAAGGAAGUGAAAAGUAUAGAACAGCAAGUAAUUGGCUUCAGUGGUCUGUCAGAUGACAAGAAUUACAAGAAACUGGAGAGGAUUUUAACAAAACAGCUUUUUGAAAUAGACUCUGUAGAUACUGAAGGAAAAGGAGACAUUCAGCAAGCGAGGAAGAGGGCAGCACAAGAGACAGAGCGUCUUCUCAAAGAGUUAGAGCAGAAUGCAAACCACCCACACCGGAUCGAGAUACAGAACAUUUUUCAAGAAGCCCAGUCCCUGGUGAAAGAGAAGAUUGUGCCCUUUUACAGUGGGGGCAACUGUGUAACCGAUGAAUUUGAAGAAGGCAUCCAAGACAUCAUUCUGAGGCUGACACACGUCAAGACCGGGGGGAAGAUCUCCCUGCGCAAAGCAAGGUAUCACACUUUAACCAAAAUCUGUGCGGUGCAAGAGAUUAUCGAAGACUGCACGAAAAGGCAGCCUUCCCUGCCGCUCUCCGAGGACGCGCAUCCUUCGGUUGCCAAAAUUAACUCUGUGAUGUGUGAGGUGAACAAGGCCAGGGGCACUCUGAUUGCACUGCUGAUGGGAGUGAACAAUAAUGAGACCUGCAGGCACUUAUCUUGUGUGCUCUCGGGGCUGAUCGCGGAUCUGGACGCUCUGGAUGUGUGCGGGCGGACGGAGAUCCGAAAUUACCGCCGGGAGGUAGUGGAAGAUAUCAACCAGUUACUGAAAUAUUUGGAUUUAGAAGAGGAAGCAGAUAGCACCUAUGCAUUUGACCUGGGACAGAAUCAUUCCAUCUUAAAGAUAGAAAAGGUCCUCAAGAGAAUGAGAGAAAUAAAAAACGAGUUCCUUCGAGCACAGAAUCCUCCUGAAUUGUACCUGAGCUCCAAAACAGAAUUGCAGGGGCUGAUCGGACAGCUGGACGAGGUAAGUCUGGAGAAGAACCCUUGCAUCCGGGAGGCUCGGAGAAGAGCAGUGAUCGAGGUGCAGACCCUCAUCACUUACAUCGACUUGAAGGAGGCCCUGGAGAAGAGGAGGUCCUUCGCUUCCGAGGAGCACCCGUCCCAUAAAGCGGUCUGGGACAUCCUGGGAAACUUGUCCGAGAUCCAGGGAGAGGUUCUUUCAUUUGAUGGGAACCGAACGGACAAAAACUACAUCCGGCUGGAAGAGCUGCUCACCAAGCAGCUGCUCGCCCUGGACGCCGUGGACCCUCAAGGGGAAGAGCAGUGCAAAGCCGCCAGGAAGCAGGCGGUGAAGCUCGCCCAGAACAUCCUCAGCUAUCUCGACCUGAAAUCCGACGAAUGGGAGUACUAA